Molecule: messenger RNA, 907 nt
Organism: Phytomonas sp. EM1
Lineage: Eukaryota; Euglenozoa; Kinetoplastea; Trypanosomatida; Trypanosomatidae
Source: the annotation of a GenBank genome assembly
CGGAUUGGUACAACGUUUAUUUUUUUCUUAGCUAAAAAAUUAUUUCUUAAUAAAUUCAUUCUCAUCUUUGUUAUUUUAUUAAAAAACCACAACACAUGUAAAUCAAGACAAGCAUGUUACGUCGAAAGAGAGACAUAUUGUAUACAAAUGCGGCGAUGCCUUCCAACGACUUUAAUAAUGCUCAACUUUUCAACGACUCCUAAUUUUUCAGGGAGGUGAUGUGGAAGAAGAAAAAAGAGAAGCAUGCGUUGGAAUAGUUUCCCAUCCAGCAGGAACGGUAUAAUAUUCUUUUACCUUUAUCACUUGCUCAGUUUCGUUACCCUUUUACCCCCCAUUCUAUUUUCCGGAGUGAACUGCGAGUGAGGAAACACGAGGUGUAUUCUUUAUUAGUAAGUUCCAAGUCCCGAUUUCACCUACUCCAUACGCAUCCGUGAGUAAAGGCAGUGCUAAACGUGCCGAAAAGUGAAAUGAAUCCGGGUGUUUCAUAGGUGUCGAGCUUGCUCUUUUCCAACCAUGUGUGUGCGAUGCAGUCGAUGUUAGCAGCCAUCCCCUUGCUGUUUUUAUUAGUUUGUCUGAUAGAUUCAUCCCAUGGGGAGAACAUUUCCCUUUAGAGCGACGCUCUCCAGCAUGAACUGGUUUUGAUCAUCAAACUAUCAUAUGCCUCUUCGUCGGUGAUCAUGGGGUCUGUUUGUAAUGCUCAUCUUUAGUGUCGAAACGUUGCGUUGGAAGAGAACUCUUGAACUCUCGAUUGCAGCGAAGGCGUUAGAAUGUUAUUAUAGAGGAGGGUGCAGUCGAUUACCCCAUCUGGAUAGGAUGGACAACUUAUAUAGUUCUCUGCUACAUUGUUUAUCCUCUUGCCUUUUCAUGCGUCAAGGCAGGAAUUUAGUUUGAAGUAUUUCCAUGGCAA